AAAAAAAACAAGAAAAAAAAAAACUUUUUUACACUGGCACUCUGCAAGUUGUCUUCCCCCCAUUGUCGCCGGCGAGCCCAAGCACUGUUCUCUCCUCCGUGAGGACUUAUUGUGCUGCCUCCACCACUAUAAAGAGGUUGUAUUGGAAGUUUAUUUAUGUGCAUUCAAGCCAUUGUAACGGUUGAUUAUUCCGGCAACUGGUGGUUUUAUGGGCUAUUUGAACAGUGGCGGCCAGAAGUUGUUAUUGGCAGCGGAAUUAUCAGCCUCACUACUCUACUUUAUUUACACCCAGAUUCCUACUAACCCUGUGUUUGCAUCAACUCUUCGGCGUGGCUUGUCUAAUGCGCUGCUAGGGAAAUUGAAAGAAUCCAAUAUUGAAAGGGAAAUUCUCGUUUGAAAUGUGAAGCUCUUUCAACCCCCAGUCAUGCACCUCCAUGGAAGGACCUUCCUCAUCAAACCACAAAGAAGCCACCAUUCCCAACUCGCAGACGUCCUUUUGGUUGCCUCCCUCACCAAAACCUUAUCAGAAUCUAGUACUCGCUACCUCCCCGACCCUCGCUCCAUCCCUCUUUCCGAGCCCAUCCUCCUCCAAAUCCUCCGCAACAAUUCCCUUCACAUCUCCAAGAAGCUCGAUUUCUUCACAUGGUUCUCUCUCAACUCCGACCUCAAACCCUCUGCUCACUCCUAUUCCCAGGUCCUCCGCGCUCUCUGUCGUGAAGGUCACCUCCACGAGGCCUCGAAUCUGCUCGGUUCGAUGAGGCAAAACGGUGUCAUCAUUGACUCGUGGACGUUCAAGACGCUACUCGACACCUUCAUUCGAUCCGGUAAGUUCGAUUUUGCCUUGGAAAUCCUAGACACCAUGGAGGAACUAGGAGUCACCUUGAACUCACACAUGUAUGACUCUGUUCUAAUCGCUUUGGUAAGAAAAGAUCAGUUGAGUUUCGCAUUGUCUAUAUUCUUUAAGAUUCUCGAAGAUAGCUCUCACGUUCCUAGCUCAAUUGGCUGCAAUGAAUUGCUCGUUGCACUUAAAAAAUCUGACAUGAGAGUUGAAUUCAAGCAAGUUUUUGAUGGAAUCAGGGAAAAGAAGGGUUUUGGGAUGAAUGUUUGGGGCUACAAUAUCUGCAUUCACGCGUUUGGAUUUUGGGGUGAUUUGGGUACUUCUUUGAGCCUCUACAGAGAGAUGAAAGUUUCAGUGGGUCCAGAUUUAUGCACUUAUAAUAGUCUCAUCCAUGUUCUUUGCUUUUUUGGGAAGGUGAAAGAUGCAUUAGUUGUGUAUGAGGAAUUGAAAGGGUCUGGUCACCAGCCUGAUCGUUUCACUUACCGAAUUCUAAUCCAAGGAUGUUGUAAAUCUUAUCGGAUAGACAAUGCUGAAAAGAUAUUUAAUGAGAUGGAGUACAAUGGACAUUGUGCUGAUACCGUUGUCUACAAUUCCCUCAUUGAUGGGCUGUUGAAAGCGAGGAAGGUUAGUGAAGCCUGCGAGUUGUUUGAGAAAAUGACUCAGGAUGGGGUGAGAGCCUCAUCUUGGACUUACAAUACUCUUAUUGAUGGGUUGUUCAAGAAUGAAAGGGCCGAGGCGGGUUACACCAUGUUUUGUGACUUGAAAAAGAAGGGCCAAUUUGUGGAUGGUAUUACUUACAGCAUUGUUGUCCUGCAACUUUGUAGAGAAGGUCUGCUUGAGGAAGCUCUAGGAUUGGUGGAGGAAAUGGAAGGCAGAGGUUUUGUUGUUGAUCUGGUUACUAUCACUUCACUCUUGGUUGGGUUGUAUAAGCAAGGUCGGUGGGAUUGGACGGACAGGCUUAUGAAGCACAUUAGAGACGGUAAUAAUUUACUGCCGAAUGUGUUACGAUGGAAAAUAGAUUUGGAAGCUUCAUUGAAAAACCCACAGAGUAAAAGAAAGGAUUACACACCCAUGUUCCCGUCUAAAGAUGAGUUUAGUGAGAUUAUGAGCUUGAUAAGGUCUGCCAAUGCAACAAUGAAGGCGCAACUUGUUCCAGAUAAUGUUGAUGUUAAAGAUGAUGAGAGUGUAUCUUCUGAUAUUGAUCAGUGGUCAUCAUCUCCAUAUAUGGAUCAGUUGACCAAUCAAGUUCUGUCCAAUGGCCGUUCCUCUCAGCUCUUUUCGCUAUCUAGGGGGAGGCGAGUUCAAGCAAAAGGGGGUGACUCUUUUGACAUUGAUAUGGUCAAUACUUUCUUGUCUAUAUUUUUGGCCAAGGGAAAGCUAAGUUUAGCGUGCAAGUUGUUUGAGAUUUUCACUGAUAUGGGCGUUAACCCUGUAAGUUACACUUACAAUUCAAUGAUGACUUCAUUUGUCAAGAAGGGCUACUUCGAUGAAGCGUGGAACAUCCUCGGUGAGAUGGGAGAGAAGGUUUGUCCAGCAGAUAUAGCAACAUACAAUGUGAUCAUCCAAAGCCUUGGCAAGAUGGGAAGGGCAGAUCUAGCUAGUGCUGUUCUCGAUAAGCUAAUAGAACAAGGUGGUUAUCUCGACUUGGUUAUGUACAACACUCUAAUUAAUGCAUUAGGGAAGGCGGGUCGGAUAGAUGAAGUAAAUAAAUUCUUUGAUCAGAUGAGGGCUAGUGGAAUUAAUCCUGAUGUUAUCACUUACAAUACACUUAUUGAAGUUCAUACCAAGGCAGGUCAACUGAAGGAUGCAUAUAAAUUCUUGAAGAUGAUGCUGGACGCAGGCUGCAUUCCGAACCAUGUCACAGACACGACUUUGGAUUUUCUGGGAAAGGAAAUUGAGAAAGAGAGUUAUCAAAAGGCCUCAAUCAUGCGCAAUAAGGAUGAUGAUUCUUAAGACUUUUAUAUUUUUCCUGGUGAGGGUGGUUUAGUUGCUGGAAAAAUCAUUCUUGCUUGCAAAAAUGACAAUUUCACGUCCAAUCAUCAUGAACAAGCAUUUGUGGACCACAAUUUUAUCCUGCUAAUAAUUAAUUAACAUGUAUGUUGAAACAAAGUAUCUGAUAUGGAGGCCUUCGGAUCUGUAAAAACUGUUGAGCGAUGAUGCCCAAGAGGUUAUCGAUACACUUAAAAAGGAUAGCAGCAAGGCGAAGAAUAAAUAAUGCUUGCGUUAGAAAAGAAGCAUUUCGACUGAGAAAAAGAGCUGAGUAUUUCAAUUUAUACUCGUUCUCACUUACUUUUGCUCUAGCUAGUCAAUUCCAUAUCUAGUUUUUUUUACUGCAGAAUCCAUUUCUGUGUCAAUUAUUUUGGUUACUACUUACUAAAUUGAAGCUGUAGAUGUCUAUAUAUUUCUGUUGUGAGGAAGAAUGAUCUUGUGCUUCUUGUUUCCUUGGUAUCGCCAUUUAUCGGUUUCGGGUUUCUCCCAUUCAGUACCAGC
Morus notabilis is the source of this 3328-nucleotide messenger RNA. Its product is annotated as pentatricopeptide repeat-containing protein At4g01570. The transcript is spliced from 3 exons. The record is from RefSeq and is a predicted model, not a curated record. Gene Ontology annotation, molecular function: protein binding. Lineage: Eukaryota; Viridiplantae; Streptophyta; Magnoliopsida; Rosales; Moraceae. The coding region runs from base 425 to 2791 and encodes 788 amino acids.